CGCGCCAGUCGGCAGUGCGUGUUUGUCCCGAGUCGAGAACGGAGGCUGCCGCGUUUCCUUGUUUUUUCCCGCAACUGAUAAGCAGAGGUUCAGUCUAAUCUCCGAGAGAUGAAGCCACUGAUAGUGAUCGUGCUCGUGAGUCUGCUGGCAAGUAGCUGCCACAUUGUCCAGUCCCAGGAGCCAGGAGAAGUCGUCGUGGAGCAGGAGGCCAGCGAAUCUGAUGACGCACUUAAGAUCAAGCAGAGCCAGGCCAACAUAGCCGCCCAGGUGGAGGCCAUGCUGGAGCAUUUCCAGCAGGAGGAUCCGCAGGGCCUGCCCGGAGUGCCCGUGCCCGAUCCCCUGGAGGUGCCCAAUGUCAAGAAGAGCAUGGGCAUGGCCAAUCUGGACAUGAAGCAGGUCAAGGCCUACGGUUUGUCCAAGUUCCGCAUUGACAAAAUGAACCUGGACUUGAAGGAGAUGAAGUUCAAUGGUGGCCUCCAACUGGAUCAGAUGCUGGUCAAGGGGCAGUACACGUUGAGCUCCUUCUUUUCCAAGGCCAAUGGACCCUUCACCGUGAUCCUAAAGAACGUCUAUGCCGAGGCCACUGCCUUCCUGGCCGUCGAGCGGGAUGGCCACCUGGCCACGGACCGCAUCAAGAUCGACAUCACCUUCUCAGACAUGACCAUGGACUUCCAGAACCUCGGAAUAGUGGGCAGCGUCUUCCAGAGCGUGGUGAACGGGGCCCCCAAUCUGGUCUUCGACGCCAUGAAGCCGUUCAUGCUCCAGGAGGCGGACAAGAAGCUGCGCAGCGAGAUCAACACCAUGAUCCAGAACACCUUGGGCGAGCGGCGGCUGCCCAACUCGAUAACCCCGCUGGACAGCGCCAUAGCCAUGGCCCGCAAGAUGGUGCGCGAGAAGGGCUACGAUCCGUACCACUUGCCCGAUGUGAAUCGCACCAUGGGCGUGUUCAGCGUCCAGCUGGCACACACCUGGAUCAAUGGAAUCUCGAGCUUCUACCGUGUGGGAAACAUCACCGCUGGCAUGGCCAACAAAACGGUGUCGGUGGUUCUUCAAAUUGGCACGCAGCAGGUGACGGGCGCCGGUCAGUGGGAAGUGGGUCUGGGCAUGAUGACCCGCGUGGGUCACGUCCAGUUCACUGUGCAGCACAUCCGCGCUACCGUGGGCGUGAGUCAGUCCCUGGACACUCGGCAGCGGGCGCAGAUCACCGAUCUGCAGUUCGACAUGGGAAACAUACAGGUGCGAUGUGAUGGAGCAGGAACGCUGGACUACGUCAUGGAGUUUGCGGUAAACGUGAUCCCGAACCUGUUGCGCUACCAGAUCAUGGACGCCAUCGAGAACCCCAUCAAGCAGCGCGUCCAGGAAAAGUUCAACACCAUCGACGUGGAGCAGGUCAUCAAGAACAUGGCCCAGAAUGAUUUUAAGUUUGACCCAAAAAUGUUGGGCUUGUGAGUCGGUAGUAAGUAAGUGAGUUAUUGCAAUCGAAUAAAGAUUUAUCCCUAGAACGUGGGGAAUCACAAGCUA
Messenger RNA from Drosophila subpulchrella, 1521 nucleotides. RefSeq lists its product as uncharacterized. NCBI's taxonomy places the organism in Eukaryota, Metazoa, Arthropoda, Insecta, Diptera, Drosophilidae. Gene Ontology annotation, molecular function: lipid binding. The transcript is spliced from 3 exons. The record is from RefSeq and is a predicted model, not a curated record. Bases 109 to 1449 code for a protein of 446 amino acids.